GUCUGCGGUGUAAACAUUUCUGGGUAAAGGAUGGUGUUGGCAGAAAAAAAUUCAGAAAACGUCCGGAAUGGCCGGAGAAGUAGGGGGCCAAGUCCCAAUGGACACAUACAAGCAGAGAGCACAAGCGAGGACGAGAGCUCAGUGCCAGUAGAUAAAAUAAGGGUCGGUAGAGAUUACCAAGCAGUUUGUCCAGAAUUGCAGCCAGAAGCACAAAGAAAACCUGAACUAUUGGCAGACAGAGCACUACUGGUGUGGUCCCCUACAGAAACCAUUCCUGAAACAAAAUUGGAAGACUACAUUGUCCUUGCCAAAGACAAAUAUGGAUACAAUGGGGAACAGGCAUUGGGUAUGCUCUUUUGGCACAAACAUGAUUUGGACCGGGCUGUUUUGGAUUUGGCUAAUUUCACACCUUUCCCAGAUGAGUGGUCAGUUGAAGACAAAGUAUUAUUCGAACAGGCCUUCCAGUUCCAUGGAAAAAGUUUUCACAGAAUCCGUCAAAUGUUGCCAGACAAGAGCAUAGCAAGCUUGGUAAAGUACUACUACAGCUGGAAGAAAACCAGAUCACGCACAAGUCUUAUGGACAAACAAGCGAGGAAAUUGAACACACCCAAAGACGACGGAACACCAUCCGAAGCUGGUUCGGAGGCAGGAUCGAACGAAGGAUCCGACCAUGACGAAAAGGGUGAGGGUGGAGCAUGCUCGAACUGCGGCGUCGUCUGCAAUGUCACACAGAUGACAUCCAAGGGACACCUGUGCAAUUCCUGCUACCAGCACUGGAGACGCACGGGAGCGUUGAGACCCACGUCGGGUCCCGCGGCAGGCACUCGCGGCGGGAGCGGCCCCGACGGGGGCCGCCAGAGGCUGAAGCCGCCGCGGGGCAUGUUCAUCAAUCACGACGACUUGGCGGUGAUGGCGUCGGGCAAUGCGGCAACGAUCAUGCUCAGGGGCAUGGAAAGGGAGGUCAGUUCCCUGCAGACACAAAUCCAAGCCAAUAAACAAAACAUAAGUUCCUUAAAGCGCAAGCACUCCGAUUCUAUAGAAGAUCUCCGUCCACCAAACAUCGCUGACAACUCAUCCCGUAUCACCGCACGCUGGACGAACGAGGAACUGUUGAUCGCCGUCCAGGGUGUACGCAAAUACGGCAAGGAUUUCAAGAGCAUCGCCGAGGUUUUGGGCAACAAAACGGAGGCCCACAUCCGCACGUUCUUCCUUAAUCAUCGCAAACGCUACAACCUGGACGCCAUCCUCAAGGAAUGGGAGACGGACAACGGUCCACUGCCGGACGACACUAAUGACGUGAAGGAGGAAAAUGCGGAGAACAAUGACAAUGAUGUCAUUUGUAUAUCGCCGACGCCGACCAAAAAGGAAGCGAAGAACGGCAAAACGGCGCCGAUCACGAAAUGAUGUCGCGACGUUUCAUUCUAAAGAGUCGGUAGUUGCUUUUAGACACUUGGAUAGCUUUAUACUAUAUUAAUGAUGUUUAGUUUAAUUUUGUCUUUAUCUUAAUUCUUAUAGUUUUAAAUUUCGACUAUGUAAUUAUGGUGUAGUCAAUAUUUUUCUAUUGGUGUCUAAUUUUCGUGGACACAUUUGUUUUGCCAAAUAUUUAAAGCUUUGAAUAUACAUACAACAUUAAAUUAUAUCUCAUUAAUACAGUAUAUUGCUGCGUGUCGACGUACCGACACAUCUCAUAUUUCCAAUAGAACAUAUAACUUUCCAUUUUAUUGUGUAAGAAUACUGUACAUAUGGUACAAUAUGUUGUCAAUGUACCUUUUA
This is a messenger RNA of Aethina tumida (small hive beetle), 1773 nucleotides long. RefSeq names its product REST corepressor 1. The transcript is spliced from 7 exons. The coding region runs from base 31 to 1404 and encodes 457 amino acids. The record is from RefSeq and is a predicted model, not a curated record. Gene Ontology annotation, cellular component: histone deacetylase complex; transcription regulator complex. Gene Ontology annotation, molecular function: transcription corepressor activity. Lineage: Eukaryota; Metazoa; Arthropoda; Insecta; Coleoptera; Nitidulidae. Gene Ontology annotation, biological process: negative regulation of DNA-templated transcription; regulation of transcription by RNA polymerase II.